Molecule: messenger RNA, 1938 nt
Organism: Penicillium canariense
Lineage: Eukaryota; Fungi; Ascomycota; Eurotiomycetes; Eurotiales; Aspergillaceae
Product: SLM1 family PH domain-containing protein
Exons: 4
Coding region: 1-1938 (645 amino acids)
Source: RefSeq, a predicted model, not a curated record
AUGUCCCACGUUCGCUCCCCGAUCCCGUCCCGAGCGAGUACCUUCCUAAAGAAGGCUUCUUCUCUAAGGAAGAAGGGGAGCUUGCGACGCAAUGGCAGCCAGAGAAGCAGGCGCGCGGGCAGUUUGAGCAGUCUCAGCUUAGGUGAUAGCGAAAAAUAUCACACUGAGGAUCCGCCUGAUCUCAAUAGUGCUUUCAUGACUUCGAUCCCUAUUACCGGGAACCCGGCGGAGGUGCUGGCAAAUCGGUUCGGAGCUUGGUGUCAGAUUCUCAAAGACCUGAUUCUCUUCUUCGAGGAUGUGCACAAAUCCUACGAAACUAAGGCGAAGUUGCUCUUGGCUGCCUCUCACGUUGUUAACAAUCAAACCCUUCCACCCACUUUCCUUGAGUCCGGUGGCCUAGCGGAUGCGACAUCUAUUCUCCGGGAUUCCCUCCAGCAGAGUUAUACCAAUACCAACAAGGCGGUCGAAGUGGAGGUUGAAGUAAUCAGCCAGUUGACCGGUCUUUGCAGCGAUAUCCAGAAGAAGACCAAGGAAAUUAGGGCCUUGUCGGGAUAUUUCAAACAUUCCCUCAAGAAGGAUAUCGAUGCCACGCGCAUGUCCGUGCACAACUUGCACGAGGCUCUCGGGCUUGUCGACACCGACCCCUCUGCUACCUUAGGCCAAGGCGAUCCAUUUAUUCUGCGUUUAAACGUGGAGAGACAGGUCGAGAAGCAGAUCGAGCAAGAGAACUACUUGCAUCGGGCACUCUUAAACCUAGAAAAUUCUGGCCGUAAGCUGGAGUCGAUUGUUGUGAGCCAGAUCCAAAAAGCCUAUAAUACCUACGCUAGUAUCCCUCAACUUGAAGCCAAUGAAGCUCUCGAUACUGUAGAGAAGCUCCAGGCGGGUCCAAUCUCGAUGCCCCACGAUCGCGAAUGGAAUUCGUUUGUCACCCAGACCAAAGAGCUACCCGAUCCUCAGAUUCCUCUACGGUAUAUAGAGAACAUUACCUACCCUGGCAUGAACGAGCCAGCCGCUAUAGCAAUUAGGGCUGGCAUGCUGCAGCGUAAGAGCAAAUAUGUCAAGAGUUAUACUCCUGGCUGGUAUGUUCUAUCCCCGACUUAUCUGCAUGAAUUCAAGUCCGCCGAUCGUGUGGCAUGGCAGACGCCGAUCAUGUCGCUUUAUCUGCCGGAGCAGAAGCUUGGCUCUCAUUCACAGGAAGACUCGAGCUCUCACAAGUUCAUAUUGAAGGGCCGACAAAGUGGCGCAAUGCACCGGCGCCACUCAUGGGUCCUCCGCGCCGAGUCUCACGAGGUCAUGAUGGCAUGGUAUGAGGACAUCGAGAGCCUGAUUAGCAAGAUAGGCGAAGAACGAGAUGCUUUUGUCCGGAAGCAUGUCCGCAGCGUGAGCGCCAGAUCCAUCAACAGUCGAGUUACGCAAGGCUCCGCCGGAGCUGUGGUUGUAUCUCGCGAGCGGCCCGCGUCUGUCCCUCGCCAGCCAGGGGGUGCCUUCUCCAGCGACAUCCAGGUCCGCCGACAGUUCCGGGUGCCCUUCUUAUCAUCCAGUCGUGACCAUUCCGCUGGGAGAGAUGUCAUAGCAUCGGCUGGGUCACUACUGGAGGGUAACAGUGCCUUCGAAGAUCGAUCACGGGUCGCUAGCCGCGGAGGCAAUGAAUCCUUUCAGCCCUAUCGGGGAACCGAGGCGUCCAAUGAGAGAUCCCGCCCCAAAUUGACCCAACGCAGUAGCUGUGACGGUGACUGGAUCGGGCCCGCCGCAAUUGUGGCCAAACAGAAGCAGAAUCAACAGCUAGAAGAUUCGACCCCAGAUAACCGCGUUGUUUGGGUUGAUGGCGACCAGGCAUCUUUUGCUGCCAUUUCAAGCGUUAGGAUCGCUGACCGUCGCAAUCACUCUGCUCCUCCUCAGGUAGCUCGUCGUGCGAGGGUGAUCAGUAGACUUCUCUAG